AUAUAUAUAUUUAUAUAUUAAUUCAUGGCAACGUGAACGAGAUAUGAACUAUAUUGCACAAAUAUGCAUCUGUUAAUACAUGAAUAGCAUAAGACCAUAAUACACAAACAAAUGCACAUAUUUAUACUUAUCUGUGACAGUGUGUAGUUGUGUGUGUUAGAAUGCCUGUUUAUAUAUGUACUGUUUAGUAAAUUAUACAUAUUUAGUUGAUUUCUAACAUUGGAACAAGAUCUAAAAUCUGGGUAUACUGUUAUGUAACGUCCUUGGUAUUUGUCUUGUACUCUGUUUUAUCGACAUCCAAACCCUGACAGGAAAAACUGUCUUCCGUGAGAUUUGAACACAGAACACAAAGGUCCGUAAAGAAGUACCAAGGAAAGAGAAAUGAUAACCAAAACCAUGUAUUCACCUUUUGAAUUUACCAUAAGUUUCAGCUCACGAGCUGUGGCCAUGCUGGGGCAUUAUAACUGCAUAUUGUUUAUCAACUCGUUGAUAACAUUAUGCAAUUAUAUGGAAGAAUAGAAAAAAAAACGUAAACAUGGUGUAUAUGGCUAUCACGUGCACAAGUACAUACAUAACUGCUGUCAUUUCCGAACACAUUCACAUCCAUGUCAACGAAUGAAACAAAAACAUAUAACGUUUAAGCUGUGCUAUACAGGAACUGACAAACCUUCCAAAGGUAAAAGUGUAUGGCUUACUCAUAGAAAAAGUGGAGAGAAAAGAAAUUAUGAGUAAGAGGCGUUGGAGGAUGAUAAGAGAGGUGUUAAUCCUUUCGUAUUUGAAAUAAAGAAACCGAGUCGUGAACAAGAAUAUCAGGCCUGACAUCAGCAUUGUCAUCGAGAAACUAUGAGUGACCCGUUACUCCAGCAAAAUCUAUUCUAUUAAUGACGACGCCAACAAAAUCAAGAAGUGCUUCUUGACCCUGUGCCUGUUUCCUGAGAAUAUUAACAUCAAUAACAUUAUUGAUAUAACCAGCAACUAGCAGCAGCAGCAGCAGCACCACCACCACCACCACCACCACCACCACCACAACCACCACCACCACUACAAUAACAAUAACAACAACAACAACAUCUGCUGCAAUAUCAAUUAGAAAAAUGGACGCAAUCAUUCGCCAUCUUCUAGAAACAAAUUCCAACGAAAAUAUGACUUUGGAAAUUCUCAACGAAAAAAUAUUUCUCAUGAAUCAACCAGCAAUUGUUUUUAUCUGUCUUCUUUUUCCGAUUGGAAUACUGGGUAACUGCGCUGUGAUUUAUAUUUAUCUUUGUUGCUUGCGUUAUUCGAACUUGAAUUUAUUCAUCAGCAGUCUUGCAUUCUUCGAUUUGAUAUGCUGUUUAAUCGGCAUCAAUUUUGAGCUGAUUGAUUUAUUCUUACCAGUUAUGCAUCCAUCUAAAUUGAUUUGUAAAUUUCAAAGACUUUCUGUAUUCUUUUGUUGCAUUGGAUCUUCAUUAAUGUUACUUGCCAUCGCUCUUGAACGUUACCAGAAAGUUUGCCGUCCCACCAACUUUCAGUUCUCUAAAUUCCAAGGAAGAAUCCUGACAUUUGUAAUCAAUUUUUGCUCACUUGCAUUCUCCUUGCCAGUUAUUUGGGCAAUAAGGAUUGACGUACCAGACUUUGAAUAUAAGUUAAACGUAAGUACUUGUGAAUUUAAAUCAUCAGUUAGUUGGAGAAUCUAUUUUGCAGCCGUUUUUCUUGGCUAUUCGUUAGAUCUCAUCGUAAAUUUCGUUCUUUAUUGUUUAGUUUGGCGUACUGCACGACGCCACUUUCUUCGUUUAGACAUGCCCGACGAAUCUAAACUGGAUAAAGAUAAACGAAAAAAUAUCAGAAAACUUCAUCGGAUAAAUCGAACAGUAAUUUCUAUAACUGCAUUGUUCGCACUUAGUUUCUCUCCUUUCUGUAUUUUGUCUUUAAUACCGAAAGAUGUGGAAAGCAAGAAUUUUACAAUCGAAGAAACGAUCAGACGAGUGUGUUCACGUUUGUGGAUUCUUAAUUGCACCAUGAAUCCAGUUGUCUAUGGGUUCUGUAACAAAGAAUUUCGAAUUCAGGUCAAGCGCAUAGUUUAUGGAUUAGUGCGCAAGAACAUAUCUACAAACUCUAGUCAAAUCGAUUGCACUGAAGAUGAUGAAAAUAACUAAAGGAAAACGUUCUAAAUUUAAUCUGUCACAGAAAAAGAACAAGUAUGUUGGAAAACAAGAUUUAUUUUUCAUUAUGAGAAAAUAACUAACUAUACAAUCAAACACAAACACUCACAACUAAAGACACAGAACUAAAAUACACACAUUUAUCUACUCAUAUACAUACACAAACUGACAAUCACUGACAUUGUUUAUCAAACUGGUAGUGAGAAUGUAAUGUAUAAUGCAUUUAUUCAAACUCAUUGGCAUGCUUCAUAGAAUUGUUAAUAUAAACAAACACAAUUUAUACUUACGGAAUGUAUUAUUUAAGCGUAUGAAAAUGUUUAAAGCUUUUCAAUUGACAA
Octopus sinensis (East Asian common octopus) is the source of this 2476-nucleotide messenger RNA. Its product is annotated as rhodopsin, GQ-coupled-like. NCBI's taxonomy places the organism in Eukaryota, Metazoa, Mollusca, Cephalopoda, Octopoda, Octopodidae. Gene Ontology annotation, cellular component: membrane. Gene Ontology annotation, molecular function: G protein-coupled peptide receptor activity. Gene Ontology annotation, biological process: neuropeptide signaling pathway. The record is from RefSeq and is a predicted model, not a curated record. The transcript has 4 exons. Bases 1095 to 2132 code for a protein of 345 amino acids.